This is a messenger RNA of Fonsecaea nubica, 1878 nucleotides long. RefSeq lists its product as hypothetical. Gene Ontology annotation, biological process: attachment of mitotic spindle microtubules to kinetochore; spindle attachment to meiosis I kinetochore; kinetochore assembly. Gene Ontology annotation, molecular function: centromeric DNA binding. The coding region runs from base 1 to 1878 and encodes 625 amino acids. NCBI's taxonomy places the organism in Eukaryota, Fungi, Ascomycota, Eurotiomycetes, Chaetothyriales, Herpotrichiellaceae. The transcript has 3 exons. Gene Ontology annotation, cellular component: kinetochore. The record is from RefSeq and is a predicted model, not a curated record.
AUGGCUGCUCGACCUGCGGUCCGCCGCGAGCGCGGCAAUGUUGAUUAUUCCGCCAUCGGCAAAAUGGGCAGACGUACCGGAAUCACGCUCGAUCACCGACCACUUGACGCAAACGGCAUGGAAGAAAUCUCGGGCAUAUUCUCGUCCCCACGCAAGCCCUCGCCGUUGAAGAAUAUGAUGAUCAUGGAGAGUUUGGAGGGACACAGUACCUUGGCCGAGUCGCCGCAGAGAUCGAGCCCCAGAAGCCCUGGUCCUACUCCUAGUCAGGUGCUGUCGUCUCGUAGGAAGAGUCGCGCAACACCUGUCCCCCUUCCCAGAUCGUCGUCGCCGAGGAAAAGCGGUAUUAGUGGUACCGCAAGAAAGAGUAAUGGCGUCGAUAUAUUCUCCACUCGGAAGAGCCUGCAACCUGAGGACGCAGAGGAUCACGAAAAUGUAGCAGAGCCCACGCCGACUCGGAGCCAGCCACAUCUGCCACUCAGGAAAUUCGACCCAAGUCCGCAGAGACCACCACUAAGAGACAUUACCACUCCCCGUUCACAGAAAACCCCCAAACCGAGACCAAGUACUGAAAUGCAGCGCAUCGAAAACGAAGUCUACACGCCUAUCGAUGAGAUAGACUUUGAUUCAUACAUACAACCAAUCGAAGAAACGGAGGUGCCAACGAGCGAUGCUGUCGAUCUUGUUCCGUCAAUUGAGCAAGUAGAAAGCCCUUCCGCCCACCGGAACAGACAACUUUCAGCGGAGCCCAGUGAUCUUUAUGGCGGGUCUGAUGACGAAGUAGCGGAACAAGACAAGGAGCCUCAACUGCCCUUAUCUGAAUCAACGCCGAACAAAGCAAAUUCGAGAAAGAAGCGGAAAUCGGAUGUACUUGAAGAGGCCGACAAGGCACCAUCGCCCAUGCCCAAAAAGGUGCGCAAAAAGCAAGGACGGAUUCCCACCCGCAAGGAUACUGCACAACCUACUUCGGCCUCAAACUGGAUGUCACCAGAGCCAGACGUUAGGGUAGAAACAAAACAGGCCCUGGCAAACAAGGAUACAAAUCUUCAAUUGACCUCACGACAGCAAAAAGAACUGGAUGAGAUUGUUGAAAGGGUAAAGGCAAGACCUGGCCCACCGAGGUCACUUUACAUUCUACGCAGGGAAACCCCCGCAGACGACAGUGUCCGGCAUACCAGGAGCGGCCGUGCCAGUGUCAAGCCCCUGGCGUAUUGGCGGAACGAGCGGUGUGUCUAUGGCGCCAGUCCAGGUGGUGGUAGCCUAGCAGACGGCGCCAGGUUCCCAUUGAACAGCAUCAAGGAGAUUGUGCGGAUCGAAGAAGUCGAGCCGAACAUUGGAAAGAAGAAAUCGAAGGGCAAAAAGAACGCAAAGGGUAAGGGCAAGGCACGGCAAAGAUCAGUGGAAGCAUCCGACUCCUCUGAUUCAGAGUUGGACGUAGACGAGAUUCCCGAAGAUCCAAACGCCGAGCCAUGGGAGACUGGAACCGGCACAUUUCGAGGCAUUGUCUCUGUUUGGGACAACGAAGGACAAACACCAACAGAAGAGGAAGAGGAAGUUGAAAUAGCCCAUGCUCCCGCGGCGAUCAAGACAUGCGAAGUUAAGGGCUCGAGCACGCAUGAUGGUCCCACGUUCCGCUAUGCCAAACUGCUGUCCACGAAAUUCUUCGGCACUGGACUGGUGGACCUACCGCCUGGAGGAAUAAAACGACCCAAGAACAGUCGGAAAAUGCACAUGAGUUUCUUCGUCGUCAAAGGAAGGGUCACAGUGACUGUCGGUCCGGCGGGUGGUGAGGAAACGGGGGGCAUGAGUCGUUUCAGCAUAGGGAAAGGAGGCUUUUGGCAGGUUCCCAGAGGUGAGUUGAUGCCCAUGACAGACUUCUAA